Molecule: messenger RNA, 860 nt
Organism: Medicago truncatula (barrel medic)
Lineage: Eukaryota; Viridiplantae; Streptophyta; Magnoliopsida; Fabales; Fabaceae
Product: photosystem I reaction center subunit II, chloroplastic
Exons: 1
Coding region: 70-699 (209 amino acids)
Biological process (GO): photosynthesis
Cellular component (GO): photosystem I reaction center; photosystem I
Source: RefSeq, a predicted model, not a curated record
UCAUCAUUCACUCUCACUCACACAAAUAAGCAUCAUUCUUCUUCUUCUUCUUCAACAUUCAUCAACAACAUGGCAAUGGCAACUCAAGCCUCUCUCUUCACUCCACCUCUUUCAAGCCCUAAACCAUGGAAACAACCAUCAACUUUAUCCUUCAUCUCUCUCAAACCCAUCAAGUUCACAACAAAAACAACAAAAAUCUCAGCUGCAGAUGAGAAAACAGAAGCAGCAUCAGUUACAACAAAAGAAGAAGCUCCUGCUGCACCAGUUGGUUUUACUCCACCUGAACUAGACCCAAACACACCUUCACCAAUCUUUGGAGGAAGCACUGGUGGAUUGUUACGUAAGGCACAAGUUGAAGAAUUCUAUGUGAUCACAUGGGAGUCACCUAAGGAACAAAUCUUUGAGAUGCCAACUGGUGGUGCAGCCAUAAUGAGAGAAGGUCCUAACCUUCUUAAGUUAGCAAGGAAAGAACAGUGUUUGGCUUUAGGAAAUAGAUUAAGGUCUAAGUACAAGAUUAAGUAUCAGUUUUACAGGGUUUUUCCUAAUGGUGAGGUUCAAUAUUUGCAUCCUAAGGAUGGUGUGUACCCUGAGAAGGUUAACCCUGGUCGUCAAGGGGUUGGUCAGAAUUUCAGGUCUAUUGGGAAGAAUGUUAGCCCAAUUGAGGUUAAAUUUACUGGUAAGCAACCUUUUGAUGUGUAAGGAUUGAUAAUGCUUGCUUAAUUGGGUAUGUAAUGCAUGUACUUAUAUUAUCACAUUUAUUUAUGUGACAAAUGCUAAACAAUUUACAUGUAUUUACUUUUAUGACUGUUUUGUUUUGUUGAACAUAUUUUGGAAUGAAUAUUAAUCUGCUUUAGCUUUUA